Molecule: messenger RNA, 1422 nt
Organism: Amblyraja radiata (thorny skate)
Lineage: Eukaryota; Metazoa; Chordata; Chondrichthyes; Rajiformes; Rajidae
Product: carcinoembryonic antigen-related cell adhesion molecule 5-like
Exons: 8
Coding region: 1-1422 (473 amino acids)
Source: RefSeq, a predicted model, not a curated record
AUGGCGCUGCCGCCGCUGACCGCGCUCGCCUUUUGCCUCGUCAUAUCCACGGGCGGGUUGCAGGGAUUCACCGUCAAGGCGGCACAGAGCGACUUAUAUGUUCCCAUCGGGGGAGACGCGGUGUUCACGGUCCGGCCGUCUAAUGCUAUCGAAAACGGAACCUGGUAUUUCAAAUCGAAAAGAAUCGUCCAGUGGCUCGGAACAGCACUGGUGAUCCAUCCUGAGUACACGUCACGGGUGGAUUUAAACUCCAACAGCGGGUCGCUGAUGCUGAGGUCCGUGAACCAGUCGGACAACGGGAUUUACACAGUGUCACUCACUGCAGUUGGCGGCGCCGCUCAAGCCUCAGCGACCAUCACACUGCGCCCAGUCGGCGGGUCGCAGGGAUUCACCGUCGAGGCGGCACAGAGCGACUUAUAUGUCCGCAUCGGGGGAGACGCGGAGUUCACGGUGCGGCGGUCAAGUGCUAUCUCCGGUGGAUACUGGGUUUUCAAACCGAAAAAGAUCGUCUCGUGGAUCGGAACAAACGCGGCGAUCCUUCCUGAGUACAGGUCACGGGUGGAUUUAAACUUGAACAGCGGGUCUCUGAUGCUGAGUUCGGUGAACGAGUUGGACAACGGGGAUUACACAGUGAUACUCAAUGCAGUUGGCGGCGCCGCUCAAGACACAGCGACCAUCACACUGCACGCACUCGAACCGGUGGAGAAUGUCACUCUACGAUCCAACAAUUCCGAGCUGGUGGAACAGCGAGACUCCGUCGUGAUGACCUGCAGCUCCCAGGGAACUCAACUGAAGUGGGAAUGGUUAUUAAACAAUCAACGCAUCCGGCAGAAUAACAGGAUAAAAAUAUCCGGAGACACUCUGGGCAUCAACCCAGUAAACAGGGCCGACACAGGGAUGUAUAAAUGCAUCGUAAGCAAUGGACUGAACAACGGCAGCGAUGAGACCUCCCUGGUGGUUUUCUACGGGCCGGAGAAUAUCCGGAUUCUGCCGCCAUUACCGGUUGUGGCGAUUGUAGGGUCGAGUCUGACCUUGACCUGCCUUGCCCUGUCCGAACCGGGUGAAUAUCGAUGGCUCAAGGGGAACCGCUGGCUACAGACCGAACAGGAGUACACCUUCGAUUCAGUCAGCUCGGCCAACAGAGGCAAUUACACAUGUCUGGUCACUAACUACAUCACCAAGAGGAACAUCCGUCUCGCCUUCCAGGUGACCCCGACAGCCGCUGUUACACCUGGUCUCACUCUUGGCGCCGUCGCUGGCAUCGUUGUCGGCUUAAUUGCUGCCGGUUUGAUCGGUGGAGUCGGCGCCACCUCGGCCACAGCUGCCGGGAACGGACUGGCAACCUAUGAAAAUCUCUCGGGUAAUACAGAACAGGGUCUGAAGAUGGAUGAAAGAUCGGUUUACAGCGAACUGCGGAGGUAG